UCAAAUAAAGAAAAUCAGAGGAAGGAAAAAAGAAAUGAAGCUCGUUUGUUUGAUUUCUUUCUUCUUCUUCAUCAUCUCAACGUCUCUUGCCGCCGUCCCUCCUCCGAACCCAACAACACUCUACCAAAGCUUUCUCCAAUGUUUCUCAAACCAAACACAAUCCCCUCCUAACUCCUUAUCCGACAUCGUCUUACCCCGAACCGCACCCGGUUUCACCCCCACCCUCCGCGCCUACAUCCGAAACGCGCGUUUCAACACUUCCACCACCUCCAAACCAGCGAUCGUGAUCGCGGCCCGUUCCGAGGCCCACGUUCAGGCCACAGUCCUCUGCUCCAAGACUCUGAACGUCCAGCUGAAAACCCGAAGCGGCGGCCACGACUACGAGGGCGUUUCCUACACCUCCAACGCUCCUCUCUUCGUCGUCCUCGACAUGUCCAACCUCCGAACCAUCACCGUCGUCGGCGAGACCGCGUGGGUGGGAGCCGGCGCCACGCUCGGCGAGGUUUACUACAGGAUAUGGGAGAAGACAAAGCUCCACGGGUUCCCCGCCGGUGUCUGUCCCACCGUCGGAGCCGGAGGUCACAUCAGCGGCGGCGGUUACGGAAACAUGAUCAGAAAAUACGGUCUCUCCGUAGACUACGUCACCGACGCCAAGAUCGUCGACGUUAACGGGCGUGUUCUUGAUCGUAAAGCGAUGGGAGAAGAUCUCUUCUGGGCCAUUAGAGGAGGAGGAGGAGCCAGCUUCGGUGUGAUCUUGGCUUACAAGAUCACACUCGUCCCCGUUCCCCCGACAGUCACAGUCUUCAGAGUGGAGAAGAACUUGGACGAGAACGCCGUCGACAUGGUUCAUAAGUGGCAGUUUGUUGCUCCCAAGACCGACCCGAGUCUUUUCAUGAGGCUUUUGCUACAGCCCGUGACUAGGAACAAGGCCCAGACGGUUCGGGCCUCGGUCGUGGCUCUGUUUCUUGGUAAGUCAAGCGAUGUCUUGUCUUUAAUGACAAGAGACUUCCCAGAGCUCGGUCUGAAGCAAGAGAACUGCACGGAGCUUACUUGGAUACAGUCGGUGCUGUGGUGGGCGAACCACGACAACGCUACACAGGUCAAACCCGAGAUCUUGCUGGACCGUAACCCGGACUCGGCGUCUUACGGGAAGAGGAAGUCGGAUUACGUGGAGAAAGAGAUCACCAAAGAAGGGUUGGAUUACUUGAUGAGGAAGAUGAUCGAGGUUGGGAAGACAGGUUUGGUGUUUAACCCUUACGGAGGGAAGGUGAGCGAGGUGGCUACGACAGCGACUCCUUUCCCGCACAGGACUAAGCUUUACAAAGUUCAGCACUCGAUUAACUGGAAAGAUCCGGGGACGGCAGCUGAGAGCAGUUUCUUGCAGCAGACGAGAAGCUUCUAUAGCUACAUGGCUCCGUUUGUGACCAAGAACCCUAGACACACGUAUCUCAACUACAGGGAUUUGGAUAUUGGUGUUAAUACCCAUGGGCCGAAUAGUUACAGAGAGGCUGAGGUUUAUGGGAGGAAGUACUUUGGAGAGAAUUUUGAUAGGUUGGUGAAAGUGAAAACUGCCGUAGAUCCGCAAAACUUCUUCAGAGAUGAACAGAGUGUACCUACCUUGCCUGGCAAGGCAUAGGCACUAGUUUUUGGCUAUGUUGUGAAGGAAAGCGACCAAGAGACAAGAGCAAUAUGUUAUUAUAAACUGAUUUCUUUAUUAUUUUUAAAACUUGUAAAUUGUAAUACAAGAUAUGCUAUCUAAAACUGAUUUUUUUUUCA
This is a messenger RNA of Raphanus sativus (radish), 1776 nucleotides long. Its product is annotated as berberine bridge enzyme-like 2. Bases 35 to 1636 code for a protein of 533 amino acids. Lineage: Eukaryota; Viridiplantae; Streptophyta; Magnoliopsida; Brassicales; Brassicaceae. The record is from RefSeq and is a predicted model, not a curated record. Gene Ontology annotation, molecular function: oxidoreductase activity; FAD binding. The transcript has a single exon.